UUAAAAUCAGUGAUAGCAUCCUAAAUGCAUUUUAGUUCUAGUGUAAAGAAGAAGAAAGUUUUUGUGUGUUUUUUUUCUCUCUUUGGUGCACUUGAGCACCAAUCAAGUAGUUUGUCAUUCACUUAUUUUUGUUGCUUUUAUAUUGCUGCUCAUAGCUUUCAUGUGGUCUGUAGACUAGGUGUCUGAAUCAACAGAGACGGACUGUGAUCAUGUCUGGAUUGGACUGUGCUGUCGCUCAGUUACGAGAAGUGUUCAAGAGGGCAAUGAUAGCAUCAUAGUGUGGAAUCAAAGCUCUCUUUGCAGGAGUACCAGUGAGGCCAGAUAUAAAGUGCAGUCAUAAAUUGAUUUGUUGUCCAAAGUGAAAUGCUUUUGAUGGUUUCCUGUGGUCUGAAAAUUUAGCCUCCGACAGCACACAAGCUGACGUCAGAUUUUUUGAUACAUAGGCUGAAUAUCAUGGCGCUGAUUACAGAAAAUGUGGUAUAUAAUCUAUUUGACAUAACACAUCCCUAAACUACCCAAUAAAACAACACAGACUAAGAUCCUUUCUUAUUGGGUCACAAUAAACUGCAGUGUGUGUACUGUAGCAGAGCAGUUUCGUCAAAGGAUUGGCUAUGAGACUAGUCUGACAUUGCACAUCUGUAAUUGUUAUCAUGAGGAACACAUGAUGUGUAUGAGCGAAUGAGGGAAGGAAGCUCUAUCAAGGAUGGUAAUACAGAGGAAACGUGCCUUUGAUAUAUUAAAAACAUUGGCUGAUUCGCAGCAUGUUCAUCCGUUACUGUUCAGGUACAGUUACAGGAGGAGAAACCCUGGAAGCUUCACAUCGGAUUCACUCAUGGAUCUCACCCUAGACUUACCCUGCAGAUGUCCUCGCUGUGGUGAGGGCAUCUUCAAGAUGAAAAGUAACUGGAAGACCACCAAGAUGCUGGGAUUGAUGAUGUUAGCAAACUUCCUCAUCUACAUUGCGGUGGAAGUGUCCAGAAGCUAUGGGCAGGGGCAAGACAUCAACAAACGACGGAGACUGACGACCAAAAAGUUCUGGAAGAAGCCGGAGUCCAGUCCGGCGUUCUGGAAUCGCGAGCAGGAGCGUCUCGAUGAUAUCUACUUCCUGCCGCUUGCUAAUGGCAGUGAGGCCCCGCGUGACUUCAGAGGAAUCCCACGCUGGCUGAAUCACAUGAGUUCUUGCAAGCCGGACAGCAGGGUGACAACAGAGAUUGAAGACUUUAAGUCCCUACCACAGCGAUUCCAGGACUUCUUGUUGUACAUGGGAUGUAGGUCAUAUCCCUUGAUAAUGGAUGCACCCAAAGUCUGUUCUGAACCACCAUACCUCUUACUAGCAGUGAAAUCCAUUGCGCCACAUUUCGACCGACGGCAGGCCAUCCGGGAAUCAUGGGGCCGUGCUGGGAUCUUCGACGGCGAGCGAAUUGCGACAGUAUUCCUACUUGGCACCACGGCAGCGACGGACCACUUCCCUGACUUUUCAGACAUGGUCAAGCACGAAGCGGCGUUGUACGGCGAUGUCCUGCAGUGGGAUUAUCGAGACACGUUCUUCAAUCUCACCUUAAAGGAAGUCCUCUUUCUGGAGUGGUUUGGGAGCCAUUGCGCUUCUGCCAAGUAUGUGUUUAAAUGCGACGACGACGUUUUCGUCAAUACGCAGCAUAUGCUGGCUUACUUAGGCAACUUUUCAGUGUCCAAGACAAAGGAGAUUUUCAUUGGCGAUGUGAUCACUAAUGCUGGACCACACCGGACCAGACACCUCAAGUAUUACAUCCCUGAGAGCCUGUUUCGUGGGAUUUACCCUCCAUACGCAGGUGGCGGAGGAUACCUGUAUUCAGGUAGUCUGGGGCUGCGGUUAAGAAUGAUCUCUCGUCUGGUCACGUUGUACCCGAUUGACGAUGUGUUUACAGGGAUGUGUCUGAAGAGACUGGGACUAGUACCGGAGAAACACAUGGGCUUUAAGACUUUUGAUAUUGAGGAGAAGCACAGAGAGAAUCCUUGUGCUUACAAAAGUCUGAUUCUGGUCCAUCCCAGGAGCCCACAGGACAUGAUAAAGAUCUGGUCUUGGAUUAAUGACCCUAAAGCGAAAUGUUGCAUCAAAACUACACUGGACACAAAGGGCGCGAUGCCAAGCAGCAAAUGCAAAUAAAACAUAAUGACUGCAAACUGAUGCCGUCUUAACAAAAAUAGAGCUAACAAAAAAGUGUUCCAAGUUAUAUUUUAAUGUUCUCUGAAUAUCCAGGUUUUUUAUUUUAUUUUUUUAUAAAUGCUUUUUUCUUCGGAACUUAGGAACACUUAGGAACAUCCAAUUAUAUCAUUUUGCAAACAUCAUGGUAAUGUUACAUUUGAAUGUUCUCUGAACAUUCUAAAACAAUUUUUUUUUUUAACGGAUAGUUCCGAUGCUUGAUUCUGAUUGGUUAAGUCGCG
Molecule: messenger RNA, 2421 nt
Organism: Carassius auratus (goldfish)
Lineage: Eukaryota; Metazoa; Chordata; Actinopteri; Cypriniformes; Cyprinidae
Product: N-acetyllactosaminide beta-1,3-N-acetylglucosaminyltransferase 2-like
Exons: 2
Coding region: 704-2143 (479 amino acids)
Biological process (GO): protein O-linked glycosylation; poly-N-acetyllactosamine biosynthetic process
Cellular component (GO): Golgi membrane
Molecular function (GO): hexosyltransferase activity; UDP-glycosyltransferase activity
Source: RefSeq, a predicted model, not a curated record